Metopolophium dirhodum (rose-grain aphid) is the source of this 2495-nucleotide messenger RNA. Its product is annotated as ankyrin repeat and MYND domain-containing protein 2-like. Gene Ontology annotation, molecular function: protein binding. Bases 991 to 2145 code for a protein of 384 amino acids. The record is from RefSeq and is a predicted model, not a curated record. NCBI's taxonomy places the organism in Eukaryota, Metazoa, Arthropoda, Insecta, Hemiptera, Aphididae. The transcript is spliced from 6 exons.
UAGUUCCGAUAACUAGUUAUUUUAUACAAUUUCUAAAUAAUUUCUAUUAUAAAUUCUUUGACUAAAGCCGUUCGAUAAAUUAUAAAAUAACGGAUUUCAUACUUGAACAUACUGUAACCACCUAUUAAGUAUUUAGGUACCUAAAUAAUAAAAUACUAUUAUAAUCAAUGCUGUUACCUAAAUAAGUACAGGCUGCAUACGGUACACAAUAUAAGUACAUAUGCACGUCAAGCGGAAAAAUUCCACAGCGUUUAUGUCAUUUAUUAUUAUUUAAUUUGACUUCAACUCGAUAAAAAAAAUAAUUAUAAGUACCUACAUAAGUAUUAUACCUAUCUAAGGUUGUACAAUAUUAUGACUUAUGUUCAGGUAGGUAUACAGUAUUACUGUACCUAUACACCUAUAUAGUACGUGUAUUGUAUAUAAUAUGUAUCGCCGUGGGUGGGGAAUAACUAUUGUCCGUCGACGACGAACUCGAGUGGAGCAAAAACCGAAUCGUCGAUGAAAAGAAAGCGAGAAGGAAGUCAUAUAGGUACCUGCAGACUCGUGAUUGGUGGGAACGCUGAAGAGGGGCAGCAGUAUUAACAUGACAAGUAUUUAUUGUCAUUUGUCAUGAGUAUUGUUAAUACAAGCUUUUGUGUAUUUUGUAUCUUUUGUAACGGCGCGGCGGCAACAGCACUAGCGCCUACGUAGCGGGAUCGUGUCAAAACCCCGUACUACUAGUGUAGUAAUAUUGUUCAGACAAUUCGAUGCGUUGUUUACGCGUUGUCCGCACGUUUCGUUGACAACCAUAUUAUUUUUACGGUAACGCCACUCCGCAUAUCACGUCCCCGUGGACACUGUUACAGCUGACAUUCGUAUAGACACUGUUGCGCUGCGCUGACUGCUUGUACGUUCGUUUUCGAAUUGUUUAUCGACCGUUCAUUUGCCGCCCAGUAUAGUUGCCCGUUUUAUAUUGUACGCGUACGUUUUGAAUUCCGCGUCCAAAGGAAAAUGAAUAAGAACUUGAGCCAAGAUAUAUUCAAAGCGAUAUUUCUUAACGAUCUAAAUAGUCUGAGGGCGAUAUUCAACCACUACAAUCUCUACACGUGGAACAUGUUGGACAGACGCGGCCUGGCACCGAUCCACUACGCGGCGUACAGAGGCAGCGUGGAAAUCGUCAGCUGGCUCGUGGCUGAGGGCUCCAGAGUUAACUAUGGAAGAGACGAGGACCAAAAUUCUCCCUUGCAUUUGGCGGCUAUCAAAGGGAACAUUGAGGUUUGCAGUCUACUGUUGAAAUUAGGUGCCAAGAGAUAUGUGACCAACUACAUCAACCGCACGGCGGCUCAAAUGGCCGCUGAUAAUGGCCAUUUCCACUGUGCGACAAUAAUCAACAACUUCGUGCCCAAAGAAGAUGUCAGAUAUUACACAGUACCGGAGUUCACUGGCAGCGAACCAAAGUUGCCACCUGCAUUGGAAGGACUUUUUUACAAAUUUAUUAUGAUGACUAAUAUUCAUCCAGUAAAAGUGGUUUUUGAAUUACCUCCUGUUUUUCUCGUCAAUGAUAAUGCGUUAAAAAUUGUCAAUGUGUUACACUUGAUGAGCAAACGUCAAUUUUACAAGAAAGAAGAGUUUACAAGUACAAAUGAAAUGCUGUCAUUUAAAUUCCAUUAUCUGGCUACUAUUCUGUUCGAACUUGCAAAACCCAUUGAUGAUACAAGUAAAAAGCAAACAGAUCCCAAGGAUGUGUUUAUACAGAAAAUAUCCACAAUCCAUAAUUAUUUGCAACAGUUUCUUUAUGAGUGCAUUGUAAAGUUCACCUACAAGGAUUCUACACUUUUUAGAAAAAUGGUAUCUUAUAUGGUACAAGGAAUGGAUAGCCUGCCACCCCUUGACAUUAUACUACUACUGGUUGGAAAUAAACGUGCUCAGAGUGUUGAAUCAACUGUUGAACCACGUAUAACAUGUGCCGCAUGCGAAGAAAUAAAUGCUUCAAAAAAAUGUCCCAAGUGCAAAGCUGUGCAAUAUUGCAACCGCGAGUGUCUGCAAAUUCAUUCAGCCAUGCAUAAGAAGAAAUGUAAACAAAUACGCAAGGAAAUCAAAGAUUUAAAAUCAUCUGACGAGACUUCGGCUUUAGCCAAAUGUUUAUCUAAAAUAGGGAUCAAAUAGAUUGAAACCAAAACAAAUGGAGAAACAUAAUUUAGCAGAUAUUUAUUGGUUAUUAUUAUUAUUACAUUAUAUUAUGAUUAUUAUUAUUAUUAUUAUAUAUUGGCAUGCAUAUAAUAUUCAAUGGUUUAUUCUUUAUUGGUUUAGUUUGUAACUAAAUAAAAAUUUAUAAUUUAGAUUAACAUGUGAGAAUAAUAUAUAUAAAAUAAUUUGACUAUAAAUGUCAUCCUGAUUAAGUAUAAUAAAUAUAUUAUAGAUAUCUUUAUUGGCAAUAAAUUACUAUAAUUUUGUCAUUAUCCUUUUCUUAUCUAUUAUAUAUCACUAUUAAAACUAUUAACGAUACACUUUUAUAU